AGGGUAAUUAAUCUCUACGCUUCUGUCUCUGCAGUUACUCUUUGAGAACAUCUCUCUCUAGAACUUCGAGUAUUGCUGACUUAAGCGUUGGAGUGUUUUCUCCGAGGAAACAACCUCGGGAUUUUCAGGAGGUCGCCCCCCAAGAAAUGAGAUGGACGAACAGGAGGACGCUCAAGUAUCUGAGCCCAGUUCGACUUUAGGCCAAUGCCAAGAAACCUCUUCGUUGGGGGAGCCGAACAGGAUCACCUAAGUGAAACAGAUGAUGAAAGAACACCAACUGGGUAUGUAACCCAGCCUGAACAGUUCCAAGUUCCAACAGGAACAAGACAAAGACCUUCUAGACCACACAAUUCACAGCAUGAACGACCUGAAAGGUCAACAGAACCUGCUCGGACAACCAAGCUCGAAGAGAGAACCAAAGUUCUCGAAAUGGCAAUGGGUAAAAUCCUUGCCCGUCUGAUUCUUGAUGACCCCCUGAUUCCUUUGUUGAACAGGGAUGCACAACCAGCUGCGGUUGUUGCAACUCGAAACUCCCCCGUUUUAAGCAACAUAGUGGUGCCGAUCAGGCCAAGGGGAAGUGGAAAACUAAAUAACGAACCUAGCUCGUCCAAGCAUAAUGAAGAAUUGAUGAGAAAGAAUGCAGACAUGGAAAGGCAGUUAAGGGACGUACAAAGGUCUAUUGACGAGUUGAAAAGUCCCAGGUCGCACCAACAGACUCUUGAUUUGGAUAGUGCCCCUUUGAACCUAUCCAUCACAGCAGAGCCGUAUCAAGAGAGAUUUAAGAUUCCCCACCUGGAGACAUAUGAUGGUUUGGGUGACCCUGAUGAACAUCUGCAUACCUAUCAAGCCAUCAUGAGAAUACAAAAUGCUAAUGAUGCCAUGAUGUGCAAAGUGUUUCCAGCGACACUGAAAUCAACAGCUAGAAGAUGGUAUCACAAGCUCCCAAGGCAUUCUAUAGACUCAUAUUUUCAGCUCGCCAAGCUAUUCUCCAACAAAUUCGCGAGCCAGAGGGAGAUCAAACGCACAGCGACCGAGUUGAUGCAAGUUAAUCAAAAGGAAGGGGAAUCUUUAAGAGACUACAUGCAGCGAUUCAACAAAGCCACUCUGGACAUUGACAAUGUCCCAGACACCAUCUGUUUGUCUGCAUUGCUGCAUGGCUUGAAGCGUGGUCGGUUUCUAGACGACCUGCUAGAGAACCCACCCAAGACUUGGAAUGAAGUGAAUGACAGGUCGGCUAGCUUCAUAUUGUCCGAAGAUUUUCAAUCUUCUAAGAGACGAGCUGAUGACAAGCAAGGAAAAGAGCUCAAGCAGCCUGAAAACAAAGAUGACAAGAAGAAACAGAAGGUUAGCGAGCAGAGAGGGAAAUCGCCUUCCUUUCCAAAAUAUGACAGCUACAUCCCCCUGAGCUCGUCACGAUCCGAGAUAUUGUCGCAGAUACAGCACUGGGUCAAGAGACCCCCUCCACAAACACACGACUCUUCACGAGCUGACAGAAGCAAAUACUGCGAUUAUCAUCGUGUCUACGGCCAUAACACAGAAGACUGUCAGAGUCUAAAGGAUGAGCUCGAAUUCUUGGCUCGCAAUGGGAAAUUGGAGGGGUAUAUACAGAAGCUUUUUGUUCGGCAACCCAACCAGACCCACUUUGUACAAGAGUACAGCCGACCUCAAGCACCUAGAUAUCAGCUCGGUAACAAUCCAAAUUCUUACCAGGCAAGUUCGUACUCAUCCGAGCCGAACAGAGUAUAUAGGGGACGCCCGUUCAAUAAGCAUGGGCAAGGACAGAAAGCACCUGCACAGAAUCCAAAAGACCACAGAGGGGUUGGGUAUGGAGGAAUACCCCCUCCAUCUGGCACAAUCAAUAUGAUCUUUGGUGGAAUGCACUCAGGGGGCCAGAGCGCCCGGGCCCGCAAGGCAUAUGCCCGCCAGGUGAUGACAGUCAACAAAAACAUGCCCUUGAAGCGGCUGUUCGAGGAGGCGGAGUGGGAGAAUGCAGCUAUCACAUUCAGCCCGGCAGAUUAUAAGCGAGCAGACGAAGAGCCUGACGUUAUGAUGCCUCACGCAGAUCCAUUUGUCGCAACGGUCCAUAUAGGUAAUCAUAACGUCAACAAGGUCUUUAUUGACACGGGCAGCUCACCUGGUAUCCUUUAUUGGAGCUGCUUCCAAAAGAUGCAGUUGAAUCCGAGCUCGUUACAAAAAUAUGAAGGGCCCAUUUAUGGGUUCAAUAAUCAGCCCGUCCCGGUAGAAGGAGUUAUCACCCUUCCCAUCUAUGUGGGCUUAGAACCACGGUUCAGGAUGGCUUCCGUUACCUUCCUGGUCGUCAAGAUGGAGUUCGCUUUCAAUGUUAUACUGGGAAGAGCCACCCUGUGCGAGCUGAAGGCUGUUAUCUCACAACCCCAUCUCUGCAUGAAAUUCCCAACGCCUCAGGGGGUAGGUGUGUUGAAGGGGAAUCAGAAGAUGGCAAGGGCAUGUUACCAAGAUACAUUUAAGAAGGUUGAGCUCGCUGAAGCCCCGAGAGUCUCCUCUGAGAAUAGAAGGCCGACUCAGCCCGGCCAACAAACAAUGAGCAUAUCGGACAUUGAGCAUAAACCUGAGGGUGUCAAGCUCACAAAAGAAGAGCGAGCAGAGCUCUUGGAGUUUUUAAGGGUCAAUCAAGAUGUGUUCGCGUGGACUACAGAUGAAAUGCCUAGCAUCCCAGCAGAGUUGACAGUCCACAAACUCAGCACGGACCCCACCAAAAGGCCAGUGGCAGGUUUCAUCAGGAGAGUGGAAUACUUUGAGUGGGUGUCUAACCCUGUGCUCGUCAAAAAACUGAAUGGCAAGUGGAGGAUGUGUAUUGACUUCACCAACCUAAACGAGGCGUGUCCAAAAGACCCUCACCCCUUGCCAAAUGUUGAAAAGCUAGUAGAGCGAGCAGCCGGGCAUGAGUGGAUGAGUUUCCUUGACGCUAGCUCAGGAUAUCACCAGAAGCUGGUGCAAAUCAUCUUCAAGCUGCAGAUCGGCAGGAACAUAGAAGUAUAUGUGGAUGACAUGAUAGUCACCAGUGCACGAGCUGAGAAUCAUAUAGACGACCUGAAUGAGACCUUUCAAAACUUGCGCCGAGCCCAAAUGAAGCUGAAUCCCCUGAAGUGCACGUUCGUUGUAGAAUCAGGAAAAUUCCUAGGGUACGUUGUAUCCAAGAAAGGAAUUGAAGUGAACCUAGAGAAGGUCCUGGCCGUUCAACAGAUGGAGCCUCCCAAGACUGUAAAGGACAUGCAGCGCCUGACAGGUCGAGUAGCCGCGUUGCACAGAUUCAUAGCCAGGUCGGCGGAAAGAUGCCUGCCGUUUUUCAAAGCCUUGCGAGAGCCCAAUCACUUUCAAUGGACCGAAGAGUGUCAGCGGGCAUUUGACGAGCUUAAGCAGUAUCUGGCAUCUGCACCCCUGCUGUCCAAGCCGGUGGAAGGGGAGAGUUUAUACUUAUACAUGGGGGUUACAGGAGCGGCAAUUGUUGUCUAUACCGACUUGCCAUUGAGGGAAAUACUGCAGAAACCUGAACUCUCUAGUCGGCUUAUUGGGUGGAGCGUUGAGCUGAGUGAAUAUGACAUCAAAUUUCAGCCGCGCACGACCAUAAAAGGCCAGGCCGUUGCAGACUUCCUGGUGGAGUGCAUCUCAACAGCUAAUGAAGAAAAAGCACCCGAACACCCAGCUUGGGUUUUGUAUGUUGAUGGAGCAGCUAACAUUGAAGGGUCGGGUGCUGGGGCUGUGUUAGUGGGCCCAGAUGGCUUUAGGUCUGAGCACGCGCUGAGGUUUAAGUUUCAGAUGACUAAUAACGCUACAGAAUAUGAAGCCCUCAUUUACGGACUGAAGCUGGCGUCCGAGCUGAAGGUACAAAGCAUUCAGGUUUUCAGCGACUCUCAGCUCGUUGUGGGCCAGGUGAAUGGCAGUUGUGAAAUCAGGGAUCCCCAGCUCGGUCAUUAUGCCUCUGUGGACCUUAACCCUCAAAGAUCGACAAUUGUCGAGAUACUAGACACACCGAGCUACACUGAUUCCACAGUUGAGUGUCAGCUGCUAAGCACAGAUCCCUCUGCACCGAGCUGGGCCACCCCGCUCAUAAAUUAUCUGCAAAGUGGUGAGCUACCUGAAGAUCCGUCUGCUGCCAAGUUGAUUAAAUGCAGGGCGGCCCAUUUUACUUUGAUAGAUAAUCAGCUCUACAAGCGGGCAGCCUCCAUGCCCCUAUUACGCUGUCUCGCUCCUUACGAAGUUGAAUACGCUGUGAGAGAAAUCCAUGAAGGAGUAUGUGGCACGCACAUUGGAGGCAAAACCUUAGCUUGUAAGCUCCUGAGGCAUGGUUAUUACUGGCCGACUAUGGUUGAGGAUGCGCAGAACUAUAUCAAAAAAUGCCCGACCUGCCAGUUCAAUGCUGAUGACAUUCACAUGCCAGGGGAAAUGCUAUCAUCUCUUACGUCUCCCUGGCCCUUUGCUCAAUGGGGUGUCAACCUGCUCGGCCCUUUCAUCAAAGGCAACGGAGGCUGCACUUUCCUGGUUGUUGCAGUGGAUUACUUCACUAAAUGGAUAGAAGCUAAACCAUUGUCCUCGACAACGGAAAGGAAAAUAGAAGAAUUCUUGUUCAAUUCAAUAUUGUGCAGGUAUUCUUUGGUGGCUCAGGCCGAGUCUGCCAAUAAGAUCGUCCUGCAAGGCCUUAAGACGCGUGUUAUAACUACGCGUUCUAAUUGGGUUGACGAGCUCAAUAAAGUACUUUUGUCAUGUCGCACGACACCCAGCUCGGCCACAGGCGAAACCUCGUUCAGCCUGGCAUAUGGAGCUGAGGUCGUCAUCCCUGUCGAAGUCGGGUUGCCAUCUGCUAGAUCAGAUUGUCAUGACGAUCAUAAUAAUGGGCAACUCUUAAGAGAGAACCUGGACCUAGUGGAGGAAGUCAGGGAAUUGGCUCGAAUUAGAAACAUGGCGCAUCAAAGUCGUGUUGCAAAAUUUUACAAUAAAAGAGUUCGAGCUCGCCAGUUUCAAGUCGGCGAUCUAGUUCUCCGCAAAGCUGGAUUGACGAAUGCUUACUCGCACAUGGGCAAGUUCGCUCCUAAUUAGGAAGGACCUUAUAUGGUUCUUUCUAUUCAAUGACCUGGGUCUUACCGGUUAGCAGAUCUACAAGGUCGUCCAUUACCAUUCAUUUGGAACAUACAUAACCUUAGAAAGUUUUACAGUUAGGAGUUAGCUUUACAGUUAACAUGUAUGUUACUAGUGUUCAGGUCGUUGUGGAUCAUUUGUAAAUGGUAAUUUACAGAAAACUCAAUACAGAAAUUUCCAAGGA
Molecule: messenger RNA, 5296 nt
Organism: Rubroshorea leprosula
Lineage: Eukaryota; Viridiplantae; Streptophyta; Magnoliopsida; Malvales; Dipterocarpaceae
Source: the annotation of a GenBank genome assembly